Messenger RNA from Acanthosepion pharaonis, 1131 nucleotides. The record is from the annotation of a GenBank genome assembly. NCBI's taxonomy places the organism in Eukaryota, Metazoa, Mollusca, Cephalopoda, Sepiida, Sepiidae.
AUGAAUCAAUCAAUCAUUCACUUUCUCUUCCUCUCUCUCUCUCUCAUUCACUUUCUCUUCCUCUCUCUCUCUCAUUCAUUUUCUCUUCCUCCCUCUCUCUCUCUCUCUCAUUUGCUUUUACUUCUCUCUCUCUAUCAUAGAAAACAAAUUGACCAACAAUCCUCCUUCUCUCAAUAUGUCAUAUUUUUCAUAUCUAUCUAUCUAUCUGAUAUUUUUUAUAUUUAUCUAAGAUUUUUCAUAUCUCUCUUUUUGAUUUGCCUCUUUUGUAUCCUCUCUCUCUCUCCUUUUAUCUUUUUCUCUCUUUAUCUUGUUUCUUUUUGUCUCUUUUCUGUUCUCUCUUUCCUUUUUCGAAUUUCUCAUUUCUCCUCCUCCUUAUUUCCAAACUCUCAUUUACAAUCUCUCUCUAUGUCUUUUCAUCUACUCUUUCCUUUUAUCUCUUACUCUCUUUAUUCCUUUACUAUCUUUUCUUUUCUUACAUUCAUUAUCUCUUUCCUAUUUUUUCUUCAUUUUCUCUCUUACUCUCUACUUCUUUUCUACACUUUGUAUUAUCUCUUACUCUAUCACUUUUCUACCUCUUUUUCCUUUUAUCUUAUUCUCUUUAUUUCUUUUUCAUUCUCCUUUUAUUUAUUUCUUACUCUCUCUCUACUUUUCUUUCAUGUUCUUUUUUCUUUUAUCUCUAACUCUCUCUCCCAGUUUCCUACCACCUUUUUUAAUUUUUAUUUCUCCUUUUCCUACACUCUCUUCCUUUUCAUCUCUCUCUCUAUAUUCCUAAUUUCUCUCUUACACUAUUCAUCUCUCUUCUACCCUCACUCUUUCUCUACUCUCCACUUUUCAUCUCUUUUAAUCAUUCCCUCUCUAAUCUGUUUAUCAUACACUUUUCUUAUUUUCUUUUCUGUUUCCUUUGCAGAAUUUUUUUUUUUUUCUUUUCUUUAUCUUUUCCUAUCUUUCUUACGCCAUGCCAUUCUUAUUUUUACUUUCUCUUUUUCCUUUCAUUAUUUUUCAUAUUUCGUUCUUUCUUUUAUUAUCUAUGACUUUUUUUGUUUCUUUUGUUUUCUACUGAUUUUUGUUUUCUCUCAUUCCUUCUUUCUUCUUUUAUUCUUUCCUCCCCUCCUUUUCAUUUUUUCUUUCUAA